This is a messenger RNA of Cyprinodon variegatus (sheepshead minnow), 3072 nucleotides long. RefSeq names its product spindlin-W-like. The coding region runs from base 16 to 567 and encodes 183 amino acids. Lineage: Eukaryota; Metazoa; Chordata; Actinopteri; Cyprinodontiformes; Cyprinodontidae. The record is from RefSeq and is a predicted model, not a curated record. The transcript is spliced from 2 exons. Gene Ontology annotation, biological process: gamete generation.
UGGCAUCCACCCUUCAUGCUCCUACUCCCUGCCAUGUUUCCCACCGUCACCAACUCCACAUGGUCUGCAUUCUGUACCGUACCCAGUAGAACUGAGCUGAGUGGUUCUGACCCGCUCUCUGUGACUGUUCCAGCUCAGGCUCGGGUGAGCGACUCCAUGCUGGCCGAGACCAUGAUCGGUAAGGCGGUGGAGCACAUGUUCGAGACAGAGGAAGGUCCCAAGGAGGAGUGGCGGGGGAUGGUUCUGGCUCGGGCCCCUAUCAUGACAUCCUGGUUCUACAUCACCUAUGAGAAGGACCCGGUUCUGUACAUGUACCAGCUGCUGGACGACUACAAAGAGGGAGACCUGCGCAUCUUGCCCGACUGCAACGACAAUAUGGCGUCAGAGCGGGAACCUGGCGAGGUGGUGGACAGUCUGGUGGGGAAGCAGGUGGAGUACGCCAAAGAGGGUGGCGGGAAGCGUUCGGGAAUGGUGAUCCACCAGGUGGAGGCCAAGCCCUCCGUCUACUUCAUCAAGUUCAACGACGACUUCCACAUCUACGUCUACGACCUGGUCAAGACCUCCUAGGAGCCCAGAAAGUUCCAGGACAGCAGCCGGAUUUCAGGGCAUCCAGAGAGACGAGUUGUGUGGCGCCGCGUCCUCAUCAGUCAUUAUUCUUUAAAGUUUCACCUGGUUCCGCUGAGACUCGUCACAAACAUCAUAAACCUUUGCGUCGGUCCGGACCUGCAGACAGAAUCCAGGGGAACCGCCCGUUUCCUGAAACCGAGCUGGACCCCCUGUGGUUCUGAGCUCAUGGGGUUAAUGAAGGGAGCGGCCCAGACCAGAACUCCUGCUUCUGGUGCCGGACGCAGCGGGUCAGCUGCUGGGGUUCUGUUUCCGGGUCCAGUAAAGACGUUCCCUGUAAUUAAGCAUUCGGUUCGGACCGGCGCCGCUCUGAAUACAUUUGUGCCAAAACGACCUUCACAUAGUUGAACUGUUUAAAUGUUCUGAUCCAAACCACAGAUUGUUCUGCCCAGAACCAUCCUGGAUUAUUUUCCACAUGUGUCACCGGUUCCGGUAUGACCCAAACCCCCCCCCAUCUGUAUAAAAACGGACACCAGUCUGUUCUGGACCCUCUCUGAGAUUCUGUUCUGGUCCAGACUUGUUCCGUCUGAAGUUCUCGGGUCGCCGUUGACUGAACGGUACCGGUUCCUCUGUGUUUCUGUUCUGUCAAAGCUGCUUGGUUCCCGGCCGGAGAAAGGAGGUUCUGGAUCUCGUAGGAAUGGAGCCGGUUCUGGGACCUGUGUGGUGCUGGCAGGUCCGGGCCGGUGUUUGGACCGCCUCCUGGUCUCUGUAGCUCUUAUGAUCCGUUUCCUGGUGCCGUGUUGCCUGAUCCAUAUCUCACGUGCCUGAAGGGUCCGAUCUAGAAGGUUCUGCUGGCCGGCGGAGAACAUCUCUGAUCCAAUCUGAUCCAGGAGCUUCGGGUUUCAACCGUUUCUAAUUUUAGAAUCUAGAUUCCUGAUCUGUUCCUUUUGGUUCCUCAGAAGCUGCAGUUCUGGUCCAGACCCGGUUCAGAAAACGCCUUUUAACAGCUUAGACCUUUACUUUUGAUUCGUAGAAAUAAAAUCUGUCAACCCAGAACCAAACGCAGAGUUCUAGAACCGGCGGGCCGUGGUUCUGAACAGAAUCAAGGUAAAGAUAAAAGCUGCUUCUAGAGCUGUGGCUCUAGGAACCAGAAUCUGGUUCUGAUCUGGUUUGGACCUAUUAACCGUUCCAGAGCAAAGGAACAGCCGGGUCGGGUCCGGAACAGCUGGAUUCUUCUGAGACCAGUUUAUCGGCUGAUAUCUGGUAGCAAACUUUAAAAUCUGUUUUAUUUUGGAGAGUUAUUUUUUUUACUUCCUGUUGGACCCAGAACCUUCCCAGUUCUUGUUUUAGUGGAAAUUCUGAUGUUUCUUCAUUUCCAUGUUUCUCCAGGUCCAUUCAGGUUUUUAACCUUGAAACAUCUCAUCCUGCCUUCCUGACCUUUGACCUUUAAAGUCACCAGAAAUCCAAGCCUUUUAAAACCAACAGAAGUGAACCUGAAGCUCCUGGCUUCAUCGGUCGCCUUGAAAGUGGAACUUUAGUUUCCACAGAGAACCAGGAUUUAUAGAUCUGAUGCAGUUCUAUAAUGACUGAAUCUAUAAACGUAUCUCUGCUCUAGAAGUGGUUGUUUAACCUCAGCUUUAUUCGUUGGAGGAUUAGAGCUUUUAUUUCCUUGAUCGCGGUUCGGAUCCUAGAACUUGAGGUAAAAUCAAAGUGCUUGUGACGUCUUGUUUUGUAAUUCUAGAACAGAUCUGACUUCCAUCUGGAUGUUCUGGGAGAACCUUGAAAUAACAAAAUCUACAUAGUUUUCAUUUCUUACAGUGACUGAAGAUGUUUUAUUGAAUGAUCCGUUCUUGAAGAGUAUUUAGUUCUAGACGCCAGUUUCGAUGCAGCUUUUUUUUAAUCCGUUCUCUAAAUAAUUUUCCGUUUCUUGACAUCGUCAACAUUUUCCACUACAAGCAGCUCUGCUGCAGCUGGAAACCAGCUGAAAGGAUCCAGAUGUUCUGUCAGGACUCGUGGAGAAAACAUGCUAGCAGCACUGACUCUCCUUCCAUUUGGUUCUAGAAAGUAGAUCUAGAAUCCACCCACUGCUGCUCUAGAAUCACUGGGGAAUGUGAACCGUAACGCCCCCUAAAGGCAGAUGUGAUGUUUGAGGAUAAAACAGGGUCCGUUUUUGUUUUUUUUCCAGAAAACGUUGGAUCUGUGGUGUGAUUGGUUGUGUGCACCGUGGCUCCGCCUCUGUUCAGAUAGUGUUACUGCAUGCCUUAAUAACCGACGUUUGUCGCAUGUUUGUAGUUUUUCGGUUGUUCGGUCCAGGCCUGUCUGCUUUUGGUGCCUCUUGUUUUAUUUUUACGUUUCCUGGUUUAUACUGUUAGCCCCGCCCCCUGAGCAGAGGCGACGUGAAGAUGGCUGUAAAUUUGAUGUUUCAGGGUGCCAACUACAGAUGCCAGUGUUGUACAGCGAUGGAGAGCUCGCUUUAUUUACAUGAAUAAAAACCUGUUUUUCAUACGA